Messenger RNA from Indicator indicator, 4299 nucleotides. RefSeq names its product myomesin 3 (gene MYOM3). The transcript is spliced from 37 exons. Lineage: Eukaryota; Metazoa; Chordata; Aves; Piciformes; Indicatoridae. Bases 1 to 4299 code for a protein of 1432 amino acids. Gene Ontology annotation, molecular function: protein binding. The record is from RefSeq and is a predicted model, not a curated record.
AUGGGAACCCGAACCUUCUUCCACCACAGAGAGGAGGAGCAAAAGGAAGAGAGGCAGCAGAGCUUGCAGAUGACCUCCACAACGAGAAAGAAAAAGUUCAAAUCCAGUGAGGAAGAAGAGACUUUCAGCCCUGCAGAGUUAUCCAUAGCAGCUGCCCUUGCCUUGACCUCCGAAAUACCACAGAGUAGGGAUUACAAAGUAAGAAGAGAAGCUGCCAUCCUAGAGCUGGAAGAGAGGGGAGAAAAGAGAGUUCGUUUUGGGAAUGAGAUGGAAAAGCUGGAAAAGGAGGUGAUAAGGAACUGCCGACUGCUGCGUGCCAGAGCCGACCGCAUGGCCCUGCGGAGGAAGGCAGUGGAAAAGGCCCAGGUGGAGAAGGAAUACAUCGAGCUGCGGUCAGGGAGACCACCAAUGUUCUGGAUCCCCCUCAGAGCACACACAGUCUGGGAGAGGAUGGAGGUGAAGCUGGCAUGCACAGUCCUGGCCUCCCCACCACCACAGGUCACUUGGUACAAGAACGGAGUCCGGAUCGAUCCUCGCCUAGCCCCAGCAGGGAAAUACAGGAUAAAAAACACCUUUGGGAUGCUGACCCUGCAGAUCAGCAGAUGCUCCCUGGAAGAUUCUGCUGAGUACAGUGUGGAAGUCAAGAAUCAGUAUGGUGAAGCCUACUCAUUUGCUACAGUGCUUGUCAGGAAAUAUUAUGGGAAAGAGUCUGGAUUUGACUCAGAAAUAUACAGAAGAUCCCUUAUGGCCAGAGAGGCAGAUUUUGCUUUUCCACUGAAACCUUUGUUUUCAAGAGAAAAGGAGCCUUUCACUCUUUCCUCUUACUUCUCUUCUGACUUACUUGAACACCAACGAGACAUUGCCUGGUUCAGAGAUGGUGAGUUGCUGCAGAACUCUGAACGUUUGCAACUGAAGUACCAAGACCAGGAGGCUUCUCUGACCGUGCCCAGUGCCUACAAAGAGGAUGAGGGAUUCUACACUAUCCGUGUCCCCUCCCUGCAUGGAUAUAAGGAGCAGACCACUUAUGUGUUUGUUAGAGAUGCUGCAGCAGCAGCAGCUGGUGCCCCUGGAGCCCCACUCAACCUGAAAUGCCAUGACGUCAAUAAAGACUGCUUGACUCUUUCCUGGGUGGCACCCAGUGACCAUGGAGGAAGCCCAGUCCUGGGAUACUACAUUGAAAGGUGUGUUGCUGGGUCAGAGGAUUGGGUCCCAUGCAAUGAGAAGCCUGUGAAGACCUGCAGAUACCCAGUGCUGGGCCUUGCUGAGGGACAGACAUACCAGUUCCGAGUCAAGGCUGUCAACAAGAAGGGCAUCAGCCACCCUUCCAAACCCAGUGAUCCAGUCACAACCUCUGACUCCAGCAGGGACAAGAGAGUGACAGUUAUUCCAUACAAUGGAGGCAGGACAAUAGAACUUCUCCAGGAUGACCUGGAAGGACAUAUUAAAAUUCCCUUGCCACCCACCAAUGUUCAUGCAAGUGAGGUCAGAGAAGAUUAUGUGGCUUUGGCCUGGGAUGAACCAGAUCCAAGAGGCAGAGAGCCACUGGUUUACUAUGUGGAAAAGUCACUUGUAGGCAGCAGCUCCUGGCAAAUGGUGAAUCUGGAGGUGCCAGCUAAUUCCCCAAGAUUUGCACUCUUUGAUCUCCUGGAGGGAAAAUCCUACUGCUUCCGUGUGAGAGCUGCUAACAAGUAUGGAAUCAGUGAACCAUCCCUGCCCAGCGAGCCUGUAACUGCUGGAGCAAAACUAGCUACUCUGCCUCCACCAUCUCAGGUUUUAGCUUUCAGAGACACCAAGACAUCUGUGGUUUUGCAGUGGGAUAAGUUAAAAGAUGGUCUGGAGCCUCUUGGCUACUACAUUUACUGUCGGGAGACUGACACAGAAGAAUGGCAAACAGUCAACAACAAACCUGUGACCUGUAAUGAAUUCACUGUUCCUGGGCUGAAGCCUGGAAAGGAAUAUGUCUUUUGUGUGAAAUCUGUCAGUGAGGCAGGACUGAGUGAAAGCUCACCAGAAUCAGAUCCCAUCGUUGUGAGGCCAGCCAUAGCUUGUCCAUCAGCACCACGUGGCUUUGUCCUCCUGCACUGUGGGAAGGCUGAAAUGACCAUCAGCUGGAAAGCCCCAAAGCAUAAGGGAGGAACAAAGAUCCUGGGUUAUUUCUUGGACCAGCACGAUGCAGCUGAGCCAGACUGGCAUGAAGUCAACUCCCAGCCAAUCCCUCGUCGAGUUCACACGGUCAGCAACCUGAAGGAAGGUCACCUGUAUGAAUUCCGUGCCUGUGCAAUGAACAUGGCUGGUGUGGGGCAGCUGUCAGAUCCCAGUGACUUGUUCAAGUGUGAGGAGUGGACAAUGCCAGAGCCAGGUCCUCCUUAUGAUGUGAAGUGCACUGAAGUAAGAGACUCAUCCCUGAGGCUCCACUGGCAAGCACCACUGUACACAGGAGCAGGCCCAGUUACAGGCUACUAUGUGGAGAUGUGUGAAGAAGGAUCAGAAGAAUGGAAACAAAUAAAUAAGCAGCCCAUAGGCACCACUCAUCUGCAGGUUUCAGAUCUGGAGACAGGCACAUGCUAUAUUUUCAGAGUAAAAGCACUGAACAAGGCUGGAGUUGGACCUCCUUCACUCCCCUCAGAUCCUGUGGUGGCUAAAACCAAACCUGGCACAAAUGAAAUUGAACUUGGAGUUGAUGAGGAGGGCUUCAUUUACCUGGCUUUUGAAGCACCUGAAAAGAAUGACUCCUCUGAAUUUAUCUGGUCAAAGGACUACAAAGGACCACCAGAUGCUGACAGAGUCCAGACUGAGGAGAAAGGCAAUAAAUCUAAGCUUAAACUGAAAGACCCUUCAGAAAAGGAUCUGGGGAUCUAUUCAGUGGAGGUCACAGAUGUGGAUGACGACAUCUCUGCCAGCUGCAAUUUAACAAAAGAAGAUCUGGAGAAGCUAUUGAAACGCAGCCAUGAAAUCAGGAACCCCUUGAUCAAGCUGAUAUCUGGAUGGAACAUUGAUGUUCUGGAGAAAGGAGAAGUGAGGCUGUGGUUGGAGGUUGAAAAGCUGUCACCAAAUGCAGAGCUGCAUUUAAUCUUCAAUGACAAGGAGCUUACAAGUACUCCAACACAUAAAAUCAACUUUGUCAGAGAAAAAGGUCUCAUAGAACUGAUCAUCCAGAACUUCUGUGAUGAUGAUAAAGGGAUGUACACAGCCCAGGUGCGAGAUGGAAAGGCUAAAAACCACUUCACCCUUGUUCUUGUGGAUGAAUGUUUUGAUAGAGUUGCAAAGGAGGCUGACGCAAAGAGGAGAGAAUGGAAGAAGAAGCAGGGGCCACAUUUCAUAGAGAACUUGAAAUGGAAGGUUACAGAGAACUGUGAAGUCCUCCUGACCUGCAAGGCAACAAACCUGAGGAAGGAGACCAGCUUCCAGUGGUUCUUCAACAAGAAAGCUCGAGCAGAUGGUGUGUUUGACCCACAGACUGGGACAGGAACUCUUCUCAUUAAAAAGAUAACCAAAGCAGAUGAGGGCCAAUACAAAGCAGUUGUCUCAGAUGAGCGAGGAGAGGACUACACCCAACUUGAUCUCACAAAAGGAGCCUUUGAAGACCUUCUGAAGGAGCUGUGCAGGAUCAGUGCUCUUUCUGCCACACCUCUGAAAAUUCAGCCCACGGAAGAAGGCAUCAAAAUCUACACAGAUGUGAAGUACUUCACAGACUACAUGAAAACCACCUGGUAUCACAAGGAGAAAAAACUGGAAAGCCGUGACAGGCUGAAAGCUGGGAGCACAAUGAACCAGGUCUGGCUUCACAUACUGAACCCAACAGAUGCAGAUAAGGGAAAAUACACCCUGGAGUUAUUUGAUGGGAACAGCUCUCACAAGCUCUCAACUGACUUGUCUGGACAAGCCUUUGAAGAUGCCCUGGCUGAGCACAGAAGGCUGAAGGAAGCAGCAAUAGCAGAGAAGUAUCGUGCCAGAGUUGUGCAAGGUCUGCCAGAUGUUGCCACCAUCAUGGAGGACAAGACCCUGUGUUUAACCUGCUGUGUAUCUGGAGAUCCCUACCCAGAAAUCACUUGGUUCAAAAAUGAUAAGGUUAUUGUCUUCAAGGACCGCUACAAGCUGGAGGUGAAGGGGUCAGUUGUCACCAUCACCAUAGAGAAAGUCUGCAAUGAAGACACAGGAAAGUACAGCAUCUAUGUCAAGAAUAAAUAUGGCUCUGAAACAGGGCAGGUUACUAUCAGUGUCUAUAAGCAUGGAGAGAUCCCAGUGGGGAUGGAAGAGGAGGAAGUUGCAGGUGGGAUGAUAAUGAAAAAGCCUAAAUAA